GAUUAGACCUAUAGGCUACUAUGACUUGGAAAUGGGUCUGGAAGUAUGGUAAAAGUCCUGUAGUGUGAGCUUUGCCGGUGAUCGUUGAAAGGAAUGUCGCAAGUUGUUAUUUAUUUAUUGACUAGCGCUAGAUAGGAUUUAAUUUGCAUUUGACGCAUUUCUAGGAAACAUUUGCCUUGGAACCCCUGUGGUAAUUACUAUGCAAUGUAAAAACAUUUCAACCGGAGAUGGAUAUUAUAAAUACCCCUGGUCUCUGCCUCCGGGUAAAGUGUGUAAAGAUCUUGAAGUCUACGCCGACAAUCAGCCGAUACUACUGGCCAAACAUCCUAACGCAACACUCCCUAAACUAACACAGUGUCGAAACCUGACUGUGAGAUGCAUCUACGAAAUGAAUGGCACUGCAAAUGUGGAUGAGAUCUGCAGGGAAUUUGUCACCGAUUCAGAUGCUUCCUCUUUAUCAGACCCAGAAAGACCUAAACAACAGUUAAACAACACAAGUGAACAGACUGACACGGACUCAGUGAAAAAUCAAACAUCAAACAUGGAUCAAAGUAACCAGCCAGCUGCGGUUAGUGUUGGUGUGCCGUUGGCGGUGGUGCUACUGCUGUUGGUGCCGUUGGCGGCGUUGGCGGUGUGGCUCUGUCGACGAAAAAAGAAACAGACGGUCAGGACUGAAGACGGGGCUCUCCCUGAGCAGACUGCGGCACAACCUGAAGCACAAUCACUGCUAAGUGGAACCAGUAGAUUUCGUCCGGGGGCUUUUUCUGCUGACUACAGCGCUGCUACAGAUGAUGUGACCGUGACCAUGCCAGAUGCCUUUGGAGGGAAAACACGUUUGAAUGGAGAUUGUAAAGAUUGAGGGCGAAAAUUGUAUUGAAGUAUUGGCUUUGGCCCGGCCACACAGUCUUGUACGUUUGGUCCGACCGUCCAGACAAACCCGGAAUUUCUCUACGAAUUUUCUUUUUUGCAUAGGAAAUUCCCUUCCUAUGGAGAUCACCCCGGAAGUGCUUGGAGGAAAGGUGGUUCGAAUUCUAAAAAUGCUCAAAUUCUAAAAGGAGCCUUGAUGCUUCCUUUAACCCUCCUUUAUACUCCUGAGCUUCCUUUGCGAAAGGAAAGGAGAUAGUGGUAUCCCAUAUUCCUUUACCGCGGCAAUAUUUAAAGCAACAUGCCAUCGACGAAGUUAACCGACUCUACGCAAAGACGCAUGAGAGAUGCGGGAAAGCAGAAGAAUAGAAGAGAAGAAAAUACAAUUGAUGAUAACGGAUACCAAUUCCAGAAACAUAAUUAUUUGAAUACAAAUGAAUUCAUUUAUUGCUGGUUAGUAAGCACAUAAAAUGCACCAUAAGAAAAGAAAAUGCCAACUACACACCAACCCUACCAGCUGGGCAUAGUUCGAUUUCCGUCAAAUUUGUUUGAUUUGAUUUGUAUUAUUUUUGUAGUUUUUAAAUACAGCCCCUUGGUAAAUGAAUUAUUAACUGUACAUUAAAA
This is a messenger RNA of Gadus chalcogrammus (walleye pollock), 1488 nucleotides long. RefSeq lists its product as uncharacterized. The record is from RefSeq and is a predicted model, not a curated record. The transcript has 9 exons. NCBI's taxonomy places the organism in Eukaryota, Metazoa, Chordata, Actinopteri, Gadiformes, Gadidae. The coding region runs from base 200 to 859 and encodes 219 amino acids.